Messenger RNA from Diatraea saccharalis (sugarcane borer), 1170 nucleotides. The record is from the annotation of a GenBank genome assembly. NCBI's taxonomy places the organism in Eukaryota, Metazoa, Arthropoda, Insecta, Lepidoptera, Crambidae.
AUGUUGCUUUCAGAGUCAGGUUUUAAUGGUACGGGGCAGAUAUUAGUUAAAGUGGUCAGUCCUGAAGGACAAACGUUCACCGGUUACUUCUCAGAGGAUACGCUCAUAGAAGAAGUGAAGAAUCGAGCUAUUGAUUUCUUCUAUCCCAGUGGCGAGAGUGGUCCCAGUCGUUACAAAGUCGUUCGGGUAUUUGACGCUAGUACAUUGCAUGAGUUCUUAACUUUGGCGCAGGAGCAAGUGACGACGCAAGAGGAAUUUCUGUUAGUGGAGAGGAGAGUACCAGAAGCUGGCACUCUGUGGGAUUUGGGCGCAGUCCGUGCACCUCAGCAAGGGACCAUAGCGGCGGCAACAGCGUCCUUACCGACGCCACAGAAUACUAUGAGGCAACCGAAUCUUCAAUCUCUACUCUCGACGAACGAACUGUCUUACGAGUUAAGGAAGAUCUUGAUAUCUCUGAUCGAAGCGGGAGCUCGUCUAGCUGCAGCCGGUAGGAAUUACGAAAUGACUUUGGCGCAACUAUCAGCCGCUUUAGACGAACCCCAGAGGAUCCAUAAUAACGUCAUACAAGUGAUCACCCCAGAGGAGAUAGCUUCGAGGUUUAACGCUGCUGAUAUCCAAAGUGUGUCUGAAGAAACGACAUCUGGCUCAAACUCAGACGGUAGCAGGGAGCUGUUUAAGCGUGCUGAACAUUUGCAAAGAUUCUUGGAGAAGUUCCGCGCGUGGAGAUUCAGGAUUGCCCAAGCGCCCAACACAGAAGCGGUUUCUACUUUGAAAGACCUGGGGUUUUCGCCGACUGAAGCUGACGAAGCUCUCAGGCAGACUGGAUGUAAUAUACCGGCGGCUGCUUCUUGGUUGAUAGGUGAGCGAGGGUCGAGCAUAUUCGAGCUGGUUAAUGGGUUGCCAGAUGGCACGAUAUUAGAAACUUUACUGAAGCAGCCACAGAUCCAAAGGGGGCUUUUGAAUACUCGAAUGCUCAUUGCUUUCAUCGCGAUGGUAGGACAAACUGGUAGUGCAUCUCUGUGGUUAAACUCUCCCCACGGCAGCCCGCUGCUAUCACAAAUAUCUCGCACUUACCACUCGGAGAAAUACUGCCUCGCAGUGAACCAGUUUUCGACAGAGAGGCGUGAGCGAAGUUCAUCUAUGCCGUCUACUUCGAGACAAAGACACUGA